AUGGAAAGCCUUGAAGCCCUCGCCAGUGCUUUGGAUGGAAGCGAUCCGUUAAAAGAGUUUCGUCAGAGGUUUAUCCUGCCUACCUUGAAGGCGUUGAAGGGUCCAGUCGGAGAAACAAACGGUCACACAGAGGAAGCUAACAACGGAGACAUUGACUCCGGCGUUAUUUAUCUCUGCACAAAUUCCCUCGGACUUCCACCCAAAGCCACCGGUGAGAACCUAGCCAAGGUGUUAGAUGCAUGGGGCAGCUUAGGGGUGCUGAGUCACACAAAGGGCAUCUCCCCCACAGAGAUUUCGGACAUUCGGCCAAAGCAACUUCUUGCCGAGUUCCUAGUUGGCGCAAAAUUUGAAGAGGUUGCAGUCAUGGAGAGCCUCACCGCCAACAUUCAUACUCUCGUCUCGUCCUUCUUUGUACCAAAGGGCAAGAAAUCUCGAAUCCUCAUUGAGAAGAACUCUUUUCCAUCUGACUAUUACGCCAUUGAAUCACAGCUCUACGUGAAGGGUGUCGACAAGUCUGCCCUUAUCGAGCUCGAUCUUCGACCCAAUGGGAAGUACCUGUCAACGGAAGAAAUCGUGGAGGAGAUCAAACGUCACGGUGAAGUGCUUGCCUUUGUCUGGCUUCCAGGAGUGCAGUACUUAACAGGUCAAAUGUUGGACAUCCGCAGGAUUACUGCAGCAGUGCACGAGUACUGCGACUGCCCGAUUGGAUGGGAUCUGGCGCACGCUGUUGGUAAUGUCCCUCUGAGUCUGCACGACUGGAAGGUGGAUUGUGCCACGUGGUGUGGCUACAAGUACCUUUGCGGCAGUCCAGGAGGUUACUCCGCAAUAUUCGUCCACGAGAAACACCACUUGAAGGCUGGGUCCCAUGUGCCAACAGACAAACACGCCUACGGGCCUAGUAUGAGCGGGUGGUGGGGCCAUCGCUAUUCUACACGCUUCCAGAUGACCAACAAGAUGGAAACUGAGGCAGGCGCCGACGCCUAUCGCCGCUCGUGUCCUUCCAUGCUGCUGAACUCAGCUCUUACAUCCGCGCUAGAGGUAUUUGCGGAGGCGGGCGGAAUGAAACCCAUCCGUGAAAAAUCAAUAAAGCUGACCAAUUUUCUCGAAAAUCUACUUACUAACGGUCCGUAUGCUUUGCCUCCGGAUUCGCUGGAGAUAAUUACUCCGGCAGACCCAGACUCGCGUGGAUCUCAGCUCUCCCUGAAAAUCAAUGUCGAUGUCGAUAAGUUGUAUCGACGACUGAUCGAUCGUGGAGUCGUGUGUGAUACCCGCAAGCCUUGUUACGUGCGGGUGGCGCCAUUCGCACUCUACACUUCUUUCACCGAUGUCCUCAAGGCCGCUAAAAUCAUCCAUGAAGAAGUCAAUGACCUGAUCGACGAUAACUGUUGA
This is a messenger RNA of Mesocestoides corti, 1389 nucleotides long. NCBI's taxonomy places the organism in Eukaryota, Metazoa, Platyhelminthes, Cestoda, Cyclophyllidea, Mesocestoididae. The record is from the annotation of a GenBank genome assembly.